CUGAAAUAUCCUUAAUAUUUUCCCAGGAUGGUCACAAUAUUUUCUAUCAGAUGUCGAGCGGGGAAUACAAAGAUGUCCUGGACUCGAUUCGCCAGUGUAUUCUGGCCACAGAUCUUGCUGCAUUUUUUCCUAAUUUAAAGAGGAUUAAUAAACUCGUUUUGGAGACAUCCCAGUUUGAUUGGAACGAUGAAAGUCAUAGGGUCCUUGGCCAGAGUUUCUGCAUGACAGGCGCGGACCUCAGCGCUUCAGCGAAGCCGUUCGAAGCCCAGCUCCAAACGGUGGAAAUAAUUUUCGACGAGUUCUAUCAACAGGGUGACCUGGAGAGGCAAGCAGGCCGCUCCCCAAUCGCGAUGAUGGACCGCCGACGACAAGACCAGCUGCCAUCAUGCCAGGUCGGAUUCCUGAGCCAAAUAUGCCUGCCAUGCUACACCAUCCUAGCAGCCUUGUUCCCCAAAACCAAACCAAUGGUGGAAAUGGUCACCGCUAACCUGGAGAAUUGGAAGGCGAGGUCAAAAGAGCUCGAAAAGAGUAAAGAGGAAUAA
Cydia amplana is the source of this 542-nucleotide messenger RNA. Its product is annotated as probable 3',5'-cyclic phosphodiesterase pde-5. Gene Ontology annotation, biological process: signal transduction; negative regulation of receptor guanylyl cyclase signaling pathway. The coding region runs from base 51 to 542 and encodes 163 amino acids. The transcript has 4 exons. The record is from RefSeq and is a predicted model, not a curated record. Lineage: Eukaryota; Metazoa; Arthropoda; Insecta; Lepidoptera; Tortricidae. Gene Ontology annotation, molecular function: 3',5'-cGMP-stimulated cyclic-nucleotide phosphodiesterase activity.